ACAGGCACACUGAAUAUUUUCUCAGCGUUUUAAACAAGUUUUGUUUAUAUUGCACCACUACUUUUGAACUGUUUGAAGUCAGGGUUAGAUUGUGAUAUGCAAGGAGGGGCUGACGUAAAGCUUGAAGUUCUGGAUGGAUGGCUAGAUGAGGUUGAUGAAGUUGAUGAUAUUCAUGCAGCCCAGGCCCUCUCUUGUACAUACGACGAAGAUUUUCUUUUGGGUGAACUUUAUUGUUUUGUAUAAUUAGCUUUUAGGUUGUGAUAGCCUUUAUAUUAACACUAAUACUGUGUUAAUUUCUCCUCCUUUCCAUGCUGGUUUUUUCUUGAGUGCAGAUGUUGAAAUUCCUGAAAAACUUUUUGAAUUGGAUUAUGGUCGUCAUAAAGGACGAAAUAUAGGCAAUUCAAGUACAGAAAGCCUUUCUCCUGGAUUUAGCGGAAGUAGUAAUAGCACCGGUGGGAUUUCAGAAUCACCAAUUGGAACUGUUCAAGAAUCUGACUGCAAGAAUGGUUUGCUUGGGAAGUCAGUUCAUUUUGAGUGUGGGUAUGAGGCACCAGUUACCAAUGAAACACAUCCUACUGCAGACAAUCUGCACAAUCGUCAUGAAUCUUUGGAUGAUGAUGAUGAUGAUGAUGAAAAACCUUUAGUGAGUCUCAUAUUGUCUAACAAAAAGGCAAAAGGCUCUACAAGGUUAGCCAAAGGAGGCAUGCUUCUCAGACAGAAGAGACUCCGCAAGCCUACUCAGAGGUAUAUUGAUGAAUCUUCAAGGAUCUCUUCUGCUGCUCCAAGGGGUAAACGUCUGAAAGUUCAACAUGACAAUGAACUUCCUGAAGUGCCAUCUGAAACACGGUCACUGAGAGGGAGUUCCAAAAAAGUUGUACCUAGAUUGGAGCUACAUUCUGAUGAUGACCUUACUGCCUCUGACUAUGAAGAUGACAAGAAGACGACAAAACGAUCUAAAUUGAUUGGUGAUAGGAGGAAGCAUCAAAGGAUGUGGACCCUUGAGGAGGUGGUUAAAUUGGUUGAUGGUAUUUCUCAAUAUGGAGUUGGGAAAUGGACUGCUAUAAAAAGGCUCCUAUUCUCCUCAUCGACAUAUCGCACUCCUAUAGAUCUGAGGGACAAAUGGCGGAAUCUUGUAAAAUCUAGCUGUGGGCAUAAACAGAAGAGGAAAGAGGUUGAGCACAACUUGAAGCAAACAGCGCGCCCCCUGCCAAAGACUGUUCGACGCCGUGUCUGUGAACUUGCUACUAUUCACCAAUACCCAAAGAUUAACAGCCCAAAGAUUGAUCAUGUUACCCCAGCCAAGCAUCCUGCAAGAGCCAAAGUUGCUCAACUUAGCCUACGGGAAAAGAAUGUACAUCGGAAGAAUAGUACUUGAAGAUUCCAUGUUUCAGACUGCAGAUAAAUCAAUCAACAGCAAGUUCAAUUGUAAAGGCUGUUUCACCCCCAAAGUUCCUCCUUUCACCCACCUGCAGAGUCUGCACUUAUACAUGUUUUCAGAUCAUUAGGAUUAUUCAGUAAAUGUUGCAUAACUAGUUACAGGUUUCAAUACCAAUUGCCGGAAAUCUGGUCAACUAAUGUUUAAAGAAGGGUAGUGUCUUCCUUUUGCAGGGUACCAGCAAGAUUUAGAGAAAAAUGAUGAGCCUAAGAUAUGACAGAUAUUUUUUGUUGAUUUUCUCCAUCUAGAAUUCUGGAUUCUAAACUUCUAUUCAGUUAUAUAAACGAUAAGCAAUAAU
Rubroshorea leprosula is the source of this 1733-nucleotide messenger RNA. Lineage: Eukaryota; Viridiplantae; Streptophyta; Magnoliopsida; Malvales; Dipterocarpaceae. The record is from the annotation of a GenBank genome assembly.